AGACUCGGAAGUAACACGAGUUCCUCCCAGAAUCCUUUGCUCUUCCUUUUCCCGGCGGUAGUGGCCGAUCUGAGGUAACCUCUUAAAAUGGUCCGCUACUCGCUUGAUCCAGAGAACCCCACAAAAUCAUGCAAGUCAAGGGGUUCCAACCUUCGUGUCCACUUCAAGAACACACGUGAGACUGCCCAAGCUAUCAAGGGUAUGCACAUCCGGAAAGCCACCAAAUAUUUGAAGGAUGUGACCCUUAAGAAGCAGUGUGUUCCCUUCCGUCGUUACAAUGGUGGGGUUGGCAGGUGUGCUCAGGCUAAGCAGUGGGGCUGGACACAGGGGCGCUGGCCAAAAAAGAGUGCUGAGUUCCUUCUGCACAUGCUCAAAAAUGCUGAGAGCAAUGCUGAGCUCAAGGGUCUGGAUGUAGAUUCUCUGGUAAUUGAGCACAUUCAGGUUAACAAAGCCCCCAAAAUGCGCAGGCGAACCUACAGAGCUCAUGGUCGCAUCAACCCCUAUAUGAGUUCUCCCUGCCACAUUGAGAUGAUUCUCACAGAGAAGGAACAGAUUGUACCUAAGCCAGAAGAGGAAGUUGCUCAAAAGAAGAAGAUAUCUCAAAAGAAACUGAAGAAGCAGAAACUGAUGGCUCGGGAAUAAACAUCUAUUUGGUUCAUAAAUAAACAUAAAAAUUGGAGUUAA
Molecule: messenger RNA, 684 nt
Organism: Elgaria multicarinata webbii
Lineage: Eukaryota; Metazoa; Chordata; Lepidosauria; Squamata; Anguidae
Gene: RPL17
Product: ribosomal protein L17
Exons: 7
Coding region: 88-642 (184 amino acids)
Biological process (GO): cytoplasmic translation
Cellular component (GO): ribosome; cytosolic large ribosomal subunit
Molecular function (GO): structural constituent of ribosome
Source: RefSeq, a predicted model, not a curated record